CUGAUGAGAAUUUUUAUUUGCAACUACUUGAAGAUCUUAAAGCACAUAUGGGAGAAAACCAGUUUAAAAAUUUUAUGCAUAUAAUUGCACAAGAAACUGGUAUUGAGUUGUUAAACAGGAAAAUUACAAACCAAUCAGGUCGAAAAACUUUGAUUCAAAGUUUAAAAGAUAUGCGUAAAUCUGAUUACGAAGUAAUGACAAAUUCAAGACAUAAAACAAUUUGUGGAAUGAUAUCAUAUAAGCGACCAAAAGAUAACUUACAAAUGAAAAACAUUUCAGACCUAUAUAGUGCAAUUGCACCAAAUAAUCAACUUGCUCAAAGUAAUCAAGUUAUCCAAAAUG
Racocetra fulgida is the source of this 342-nucleotide messenger RNA. The record is from the annotation of a GenBank genome assembly. Lineage: Eukaryota; Fungi; Glomeromycota; Glomeromycetes; Diversisporales; Gigasporaceae.